This is a messenger RNA of Pieris macdunnoughi, 633 nucleotides long. Lineage: Eukaryota; Metazoa; Arthropoda; Insecta; Lepidoptera; Pieridae. The record is from the annotation of a GenBank genome assembly.
AUGGACGAUGAUGCAGAGACUUAUAAGUUGUGGAGAAUCCGAAAAACCGUUAUGCAGCUUUGUCAUGACCGUGGAUAUCUCGUGACCCAAGAUGAAUUGGAUCAAACUUUAGAUCAAUUUAAAGAACAAUUUGGAGAUAAACCAAGUGAGAAAAGGCCAGCUAGAAGUGAUUUAAUAGUUCUAGUAGCUCACAAUGAUGACCCCACUGACCAGAUGUUUGUUUUCUUUCCCGAUGAAGCAAAAAUUGGUAUUAAAACUAUAAAAACUUAUUGUACAAGAAUGCAAGAAGAAAAUAUUCAUCGAGCUAUUGUUGUUGUACAAGCAGGUAUGACACCCUCAGCAAAACAAUCACUUGUGGAUAUGGCACCAAAGUACAUAUUGGAGCAGUUCUUAGAAUCAGAAUUACUGAUUAAUAUCACAGAACAUGAGUUAGUUCCUGAACACAUUGUACUUACACCUGAUGAGAAGCAAGAACUCUUAGCUAGAUAUAAAUUAAAAGAAAACAUGUUGAUGCGAAUACAAGCUGGAGACCCAGUGGCCAGAUAUUUCGGACUUAAAAGAGGACAGGUAGUGAAAAUCAUCCGAUCAUCAGAAACAGCUGGAAGAUAUAUAUCUUAUAGAUUAGUUUGCUAA